This is a messenger RNA of Funneliformis geosporum, 276 nucleotides long. Lineage: Eukaryota; Fungi; Glomeromycota; Glomeromycetes; Glomerales; Glomeraceae. The record is from the annotation of a GenBank genome assembly.
AUGAUAAAGAAUAUCACUAGUUCUGUAUUUCUAUCAUUAGAUGGUGCUAGCGAUGAAAGAUUUAAUGAUAUUUACAUUUAUAUCGCAUCUAAAGCAAUCGAUAAAAACAGUCAAAUUAAGCUUAGCUAUUUAACAUCGAUCUUACAUGAAGAAGUGCCCGAUAUUUCUAGCAGAAAUAAAUCUACCGAUGACAAUGAAGAUAAAGAAGAUCUACCUGAAGACAAAAUGAUGUUUAACAAUAUAAGUUUUAAAACAUACAAUAAAUUAUUUGAUUAA